Molecule: messenger RNA, 3975 nt
Organism: Perca fluviatilis (European perch)
Lineage: Eukaryota; Metazoa; Chordata; Actinopteri; Perciformes; Percidae
Gene: ntrk1
Product: neurotrophic tyrosine kinase, receptor, type 1
Exons: 17
Coding region: 290-2704 (804 amino acids)
Biological process (GO): positive regulation of kinase activity; cellular response to nerve growth factor stimulus; protein phosphorylation
Cellular component (GO): plasma membrane; signaling receptor complex; axon
Molecular function (GO): neurotrophin binding; neurotrophin receptor activity; transmembrane receptor protein tyrosine kinase activity
Source: RefSeq, a predicted model, not a curated record
AGGCUGCAGCCCACUACCACCAUGUCCCUAGAGGCCCCUUGCCUGCCUGCCUGCCUGCCUGCUCCUCCUGCUGCUCAGUACAGCUGUGGCUCAGCACCAGACCCUGACCAGCUGGGAUCUCAACCCUGUCAGAGAGCCACGACAACAGCCACUGUGGGCGUGUUCACACUGUGUGUGAAAGCUCCUCAUCGCUGACUAUUAGGUGAAGCACACAGACACCAACUUUAACUACAGCUUCCAACAACAACAGCAACAUCUCUGCUGGUGCUGAGAAUAUUCUCUUUUGAGCAUGGCUGUGGCACCCCGGGCCCUGGCACUUCCUCUGCCCCUGGUGCUCGCCCUGCUCACCCUGGCACCGGCGCCCACCUUGGGAGGCUGCCCAGCGGCUUGCCGGUGCUCCUUCGCCAUGCUGCAGUGCCUGGAGCCCAAUGGUAUCACCAGCAUCCCGGCACUGGCACCGCAAGAGAGCGAGAAUGUGACGGAGAUUUACAUCGAAAACCAAGCAACCCUGGAGAAUAUAACAGAAAUUGAUCUUGUUAACUACAGAGAGCUGAAAAACCUCACGGUCACAUCAUGUAAACUGAGGCUCAUCUCUGCCAAUGCCUUCCAACACAACCUCAAGCUCCAGUAUGUGAACCUGGCAUCAAACUAUCUGGAACACAUCUCCUGGAGGGUGUUUCAUUUUCUCCCACUGCUCAACCUAGUUUUGAGGGACAACCCUCUUGUUUGCUCCUGUGACCUCCACUGGCUCCAGCAGUGGCAGCGGAAUGAACGCGGUGACCUGGAAAACCAAAUGUUGUCUUGUUUCUCCCAUGAUCGAGAAGAACCCCUCAACUCUUUGGUGAUACAUAACUGCAGUCUGCCUGAUGUGACGAUCGUCUCUUUCAAAGAUUCAAAGAUUCAAGAAGGGGGAAACCUGACAUUUGCGUGUCAAGUGACAGGAAGUCCUACUCCCAAUGUGAGAUGGCGAACUGAUGAGCUUCACUCUCGCUUCUUUACCCAGGAGAGAAUCUGGGGCUCCACAUUAGAGCUGGUCCUUUUCCUCACCAACGUUUCUUCCAGUGACAACCUGCACAACCUAACUUGUGAGGCCGAGAACCAAGCUGGGCUGGGAGAGGAGAUGGUGCAAUUGGACAUAGAGUUUCCAGUCAAAAUCAUCUUUCUUAGGGAUGCCGUGCCGCAGCACCACUGGUGUUUCCCCUUUGCUGUGGAUGGAAAUCCUGAACCAUCCAUCACCUGGCAGUUCAACGGCAACAAACUCAAAGAGGGCAUGUACACAUACACCCAGCUCAUCCCUGACUCGGGUGACGGGUCAGUGAAACACGGAUGUCUCUUCCUCAACAAGCCCACACACCUCAACAACGGCUUCUACACUCUGAUUGUGCAGAACAAACUGGGAAGGGAUGAGGCCACAGCCUCUGGGAUUUUUAUGCACAACCCCUUCGACCCGCUCGAUCCUGAGGGGAUAAUUCCAGUCCUUGAUGAUGAUGAUCCAAUUCCUACAGACAAAUCAGACAUGGACGUCACAGAGAACCCUGAGAGUCGAGUGUUUGUGGUGUCUGUGGCUGUGGGUCUUGCUGUGUUUGCCUGCACUUUCCUUCUCAUCAUGAUUUUGGUUAUUAACAAGUGUGGCCAGCAUUCCAAGUUUGGUAUUCACCGUUCAUCAGUUUUGGGCACUGAGGAUGACCUGGCUGUGUCACUUCGUUUCAUGAACUUUGGAACGAGCCCACCUUCCUCAGAUGAAGACUCUGGUUUAUCCAGUUUUGUAGAGAAUCCACAAUACUUCUGCGGCAUCAUCAAAGAGAAAGACAUGUGUGUCCAGCAUAUUAAACGGCAGGACAUUGUGUUGAAGUGGGAGCUGGGUGAAGGAGCGUUUGGCAAAGUCUACCUGGCAGAGUGUGCCAACCUCAGCCCCGACAGCAACAAGAUGCUGGUCGCCAUCAAGACUCUAAAGGACGCCAACGAGUCGACCCGGCAGGACUUCCAGAGGGAGGCCGAGCUGCUGACGGUGCUCCAACACCAGCACAUUGUGCGAUUCUACGGCGUCUGUACAGACGGAGAGCCGCUGGCCAUGGUGUUCGAAUACAUGAGGCACGGAGACCUCAACCGAUUUCUUAGAGCUCAUGGCCCUGAUGCUCGUAUCCUGGAGGAGUCGAAGAUGCCCCCGCUGGGUCAGCUCACUCUGCCUCAGAUGCUCCACAUCGCCGCCCAGAUCGCCUCAGGUAUGGUCUACCUGGCGUCGCUGCACUUCGUCCACCGUGACCUGGCAACCCGCAACUGUCUGGUGGGGGAGGGCCUGGUGGUCAAAAUCGGAGACUUUGGCAUGUCCCGAGACAUCUACAGCACAGAUUAUUAUCGGGUGGGCGGACGUACGAUGCUGCCGAUCCGCUGGAUGCCCCCGGAGAGCAUCAUGUACAGGAAGUUCACCACGGAGAGCGACAUCUGGAGCUUCGGUGUUGUCCUCUGGGAGAUCUUCACCUACGGCAAACAGCCCUGGUACCAGCUGUCCAACAGUGAGGCCAUCGAAUGCAUCACGCAGGGACGGGAACUGGAAAGGCCACGCACCUGCCCCAAGGAGGUGUACCUGCUGAUGCAGGGCUGCUGGCAGAGAGAGCCCCAGCAGAGGAUGGUCAUCAAGGACAUCCACAGCCGUCUGCUGGCCCUGGUCAAGAACCCGCCGGUUUACCUGGAUAUCCUGGGCUAAAAGGGGCCGAGAAGCAACCAGGGAGCGGAAUUGAAAAGGCUGGGGAGGUGGUUGAGGUUUUGAUUUGAGACCUAAAACUUGUUCCUUUAAUUCUAAUCGAGGGUAAUUACUUUGAACAGGCUCCUCUUGGUUUGAGUUUAAAAAUAUGUCCCGAUGCUUGAUGGACGAACCAUCUGCAGUGACCUUUCCUCAUCCCGGCUCGACCCCGACCUGUUUACUGCCCCGUCGUUCUCCGGAAACCUGUCAAAUGUUUACCAAAGUCUUUAAUGUUUAUCUGAAGUGGUCUCAGCCAGAUGGAGGGACAUGCAUGGAUAAGUGCUGAGGUAACUGUAUAUGGGCUUUACGUUGCUGGGAGUGCGAUCUCAGAUGAUGGCUUGUUGGGGGGGAUUUUGGCUCUGAAGUCCCUGCAAAGAUUUGUGAGCUGAGCUGUGGCGCAUUUUAUACGACUCUACAGCCGACACCUGUGUUAAAAGGCAAUUAGAAAAUGAAACGGAUGAUUACAAGAGAGGGCACUUCACAUCAUGAGUCAAAAAAUGGAAACCAUUUUUGUCAGAAGACGCCAAAAUCGUUUGUACAGUAUAGUCACUGAUUUUGGAUAAGUUUUGAUAUGGCAGGUCAUUUUAAGGCUUUCAGAAAAUGUAUAUAAGAUAUCAAAGUUGUACAAUCAAAACCUUGGAAAGCUUGUUUGUUUCUGAUGUGUCAAAACCAUUGUAUCAUAUGAGUAUUUUUCAAAAACAAGAACAAAAUGUCAUAUAUUAGCAGUGAAAGUGUGUGCUUACAUUUAAUGUUGAAUGUCGAAUAUGAAAAAAGAAAAUACUUCCAAAGAACAACCCUUUGACCUGCAGCCUGCCUGCGACACUCAGGAGUGGCUUUUGUACGAAUUAGUGAUGUUUAACAUGUAGAGCUUCCAAAUCAAAGCACUGCAGUGAAAUUCAGUAAGGGGGCAGGAUGGUGGGGAGGUGACACACCGAGAUGGUUUUAGAGGCAACAGAUGGAUUAAAGUGAGUGAAACUCCAGGAGGAGAGGGACAGAUGGCACUGAAACAGAGACUGGAGGUCCUCCAUGAAAAAAAAAAAAGAAAAGUUUAAAUUCAACCAAAUGGGGCAUUUAGAAAAACUGAGUGGGAGCCUACAAACCAUUGUGAUAGCUUUAAGUGUAAAUACUAACUGUACAUAUUCUGUAUUAAUGUCUAAAAAAAAAAUAUAUAUAUAUCUUCAUGUAAUGUUACUCCAGCACUUUGUAUAUUGUCUGCCCUUAAAAAUAAACAAACU